Molecule: messenger RNA, 4586 nt
Organism: Electrophorus electricus (electric eel)
Lineage: Eukaryota; Metazoa; Chordata; Actinopteri; Gymnotiformes; Gymnotidae
Source: RefSeq, a predicted model, not a curated record
UCGUGUAGCACACCCACCUGGUUGCAGCCUGAUAAACUGAAGACUUUGGGCUGGCCUACUCCAUAUGAGUGCAUUGUGUAGAUAGUGGUUAGUGCAGAAAAGUCUAAUAUCUGAAAAUGGCUGGUUUAAUUUAUUUUACAUCCUUAAAAAACUCUUUUGUACAUCUGACAUUCUGUUUCAUCUGAUGUGUUUUAUUAUCCACUAAAUAUUAAAUAAUAAAUAAAGAAAUCUACUUUGGCUUAUUUAAAAUAACGCCGUUUGAAGUGCCUGUCAUCAGGCUGAGAAUUUUGUGAAAGCCGAGGGACGACAUUGGCUUUCAUUGUGGAGCUCUCCGCCCUGUGGCGCCGUUAGUCACUGCAGCCUCUGUGAGAGAGUAGACGGAGACUACCACAGUCACCAGGACAUGCUACCUCCCUCGGUCCUGCCUGAAGAUAAUCGCGCUCCUGCUCCACUGUAGGGUUGCAGAAAUGCCAAACAGAAAGGAUUUUCCACAGGAAAUCCAAAGCUUGGGAACUUGAAAGGUCAGCAAAGGUCAGGUCUGCCAGAUUCAAGGGCUAAAUAUAUAUUCAGGAAUAUGAUUCCAUUGACAGAAUUCCGUCAGUUCUCUGAACAGCAGCCGGCAUUCCGAGUGCUUAAGCCAUGGUGGGAUGUCUUCACGGAGUACCUCUCUGUGGUCAUGCUCAUGAUUGGAGUGUUUGGAUGUACCCUGCAGGUGAUGCAGGAUAAAAUCAUAUGCCUCCCUCACCCGAUGCCCCCUCCAAAUCAAACGGUGCUUUUGCCAAAUCAGACAGAUCUGCUGAAGGAUGCCCCCACUUCUCCCAUUUCCCCGGUGCCUGUGGCUCAGGAGAUGAUGGGAUUGAAAACCAACUUGGAUUUGCAGCAGUACAGCUUUGUGAACCAAAUGUGCUAUGAAACAGCUCUGCACUGGUAUGCCAAGUACUUCCCUUACCUGGUGCUCAUACACACCCUUGUGUUCAUGGUGUGCAGCAAUUUCUGGUUCAAGUUCCCUGGCUCAAGCUCAAAGAUAGAGCACUUUAUUUCAAUACUUGGGAAAUGUUUUGAUUCUCCGUGGACUACAAGGGCUCUGUCUGAGGUGUCAGGUGAGAAUCCGGAGGAGAAAGACCACAAGAAGAACAGUGCCAGCAGAUCAAACCUUGACACCUCCACUGGUGAAGGCAACCUGGAGAAGGCCCCGUCACUGAGAUCUAUCCCUGAGAAGAUCGUGGCGGAGAAACCGGCAGCAAGCGUGCUUGACAAGAAGGAAGGAGAGCAAGCCAAAGCACUUUUUGAAAAGGUCAAAAAGUUUCGACUUCACGUGGAAGAAGGGGAUCUGUUGUAUCUUAUGUAUGUUCGCCAAACUGUCCUCAAAGUUUUCAAGUUCAUUCUCAUCGUUGUGUACAAUAGCAUCCUGGUGUCUAAGGUUCAAAUUAUAGUGUUCUGUAAGGUGGAUAAGAGCAUGAUAGGCUACAGUAAUUUUUUUUGCAAUCACACCAAGGCUCAUCUUUUCUCCAAGCUCUGCUACUGCUACUUGUGCUUUGUGGUCGUCUACGGGCUAACAUGCCUUUAUGCAUCCUACUGGUUAUUCUACCGUUCCCUGAAGGAGUAUUCCUUUGAGUAUGUGAGACAGGAGACUGGCAUUGAUGACAUCCCUGAUGUAAAAAAUGACUUUGCCUUCAUGUUGCAUAUGAUUGAUCAGUACGACCCACUGUACUCCAAGAGGUUUGCAGUGUUUCUCUCUGAAGUGAGUGAAAACAAGCUGAAGCAGCUCAAUCUGAACCACGAGUGGACGGUGGAGAAACUUCGCCAGAGGCUACAGACCAACGCCAGCGACCGGAUGGAGCUUCAGCUCUUCAUGCUCUCUGGGCUCCCCGACACGGUCUUUGAGGUGACGGAGCUGCAGUCUCUGAAACUGGAGAUCAUUAAUAACGUCACCAUCCCUGCAGCCAUUUCCCAGCUGGAGGACCUGCAGGAGCUUUCUCUACAGCAGUGCUCGCUGAAAGUCCACACCGGAGCCCUCUCUUUCUUGAAGGAGAACCUUAAAGUCCUGCGUGUGAAGUUUGAUGAUGCCCGUGAGCUGCCACUGUGGCUUUACAGCCUGCGGAACUUGGAGGAACUCCAUCUGAUUGGUUCCCUGAGUCCCGAUGCAUCAAAGAACAUAACCCUGGAUUCAUUAAGGGAACUCAAGUCCCUCAAGACCUUGACACUCAAGAGCAACAUCACCAAGAUCCCCCAGUCUGUUGUUGACGUGUCUAGCCAUCUGCAAUGUCUUCAUGUGCACAAUGAUGGAACCAAGCUUGUCAUGUUGAACAACUUCAAGAAAAUGGUGCAUCUCACUGAGCUCGAGCUGGUGCAUUGCGAUCUGGAACGUAUUCCGCAUGCUAUCUUCAGCCUGACCCACCUGCAGGAGAUUGACCUCAAAGAGAACAACCUGCGCUCCAUUGAGGAGAUCAUCAGCUUCCAGCAUCUCCGUAAACUCACGUGCCUCAAGCUGUGGCACAACGGCAUCACUCACAUCCCUGAGCACAUCAAGAAGCUGGGUAGCCUAGAGCGCCUCUAUUUUAGCCACAACAAGAUUGAGAUCUUGCCCUCGCAUCUGUUCCUCUGCAACAAGCUGCGCUACCUUGACGUCUCCUGCAACGACAUCCGCUUCAUUCCUCCAGAGGUUGGUGUCCUCCAGAGCCUUCAGUACUUCUCCAUCUCCUGCAACAAAAUCGAGAACAUUCCAGACGAGCUCUUCUUCUGCAAGAAACUGAGGACCCUCAAGCUCGGCAAGAACACGCUUUCUGUACUUUCGCCGAAGAUCUCCUUCCUGGUCUUGCUGACGCACUUGGAGCUAAAGGGCAACCAUUUUGAGGCUUUGCCAGCUGAGCUCGGUUAUUGCCGUGCCUUAAAGCGGAGCGGCCUUGUGGUAGAGGACACCCUGUUUGACACUCUGCCGUCAGAUGUCAGGGAGCAGAUGAAAGCUGAGUGAUUAUUUCUCAGCAUUAGUAAAAUGUUUAAAAAGCAGCAGAUAAUGCAUUUUAACUUAACUGAAGUAUCCCACAUCACACUCAGUAUAGUGGUGUUUAUGGGUGAGUACCUGCUUUUAAAUGCUUAGCUAUUGGACUGAAGGGAAAUGUGUAUCUAAAAUGAAGAAAGGGAUUUCCAUAAUAAAUGUUGAACAAAGCCAUGCAUUGUACAUUUCGAUUAAUGCAGUUUAAACACAUUUACAUUAUGCAUUUAUUUAAGCACCUUAUUUGUGACAUUCUCCAACUUUUCAAAGAAUAGAGAUGAACAACUCUGUAUUUGCGUGUAUUCAGUGGAAAUCAUGACUGCAUCCCAUCUACUGCCUCACUGAUUAAGGUGAACAUUUCAUGAUCAAUGAAGAGUUCUACAGGCUUAGUGCUGAACAAUACUAGCCUGCCAAACUGCAGUGUUUUACCAUUGCAAAGCCAGUACAUCAAACAUAUCUUAGUCCUGGCUUUACGGAUGCUGCCACAGGAAACAGAUGAAGGGGCAGUACCUCACAUUUAAACCAGGGCUGGCAUGUCCUCUUUUUGUAGCCCAUAAAGAUAAAUUGAUAAAUGGUCGAUGCUCUCAGUCAUUCAAGCUAAACCACAUACUGGUUUGGGCACGUGACGGCCGUCUUCUUUCAAAGCAGCCAAAGUCCUCAGAAUGGUGACCCAGGAUGUCACAACAUCCGAUUUGCACUGGAAGCUCACACAUUCCAUCUUGUGCAUCAUAUUUAGGGUGUAGCAUGUUUGUUCAAACGUAUGUGUAGUGUAACAUGAAGUGCAGAAGCUAUAUUAGAAAUGUACUAGUAGUCCUAUAUAGUUGUGGUUUCCAUGGAGCCUGUUUGCCAGUUACGUUUUAAAUCUUUGAAAGUUCUAAAGAUGCUGAAGGCAGGUGAGCGUGAGCUGCAGUCACUUAAGUGUGCUCAGGUAAUCUCUGUAUUGGUAAUCUCUAUAUCGUCUUUCCUUCUGUAUUUCUUUUUAGAAUCUAAUUGAUGCUGUUUUGUGUGUUCUUGGCAAGCUGCAGGGAAACAACCCAAGUAUACCUCUUAUAAAAACUACGCAAGUAUAAAGCAACUCUAAGGUUUUCUCUAUUCGACCGAUGGCAAUUUACAGUUUCUGCUGUUCUGGGUUAGAAAUCAAUCUGUCCUACACACUGCGAUUUGCUUACUCUGUUGAUUCACGAUCCGCUCUGUGUCUAGUGCACGCGUGUUUCUCUACCUCUCCUCCAGUUACCAUACAGAGCUGUUCAGAUAGAGAUGCCCCACCCAUGCUGCCAAAAAAACCAAACAAACAAAUGGUGCCAUUUAUUUAUAUAUCUUGUUUUUAGAUUUUUCUCUUUUUUUUAAUCUAGAAUGUUUAUUUUAUUUCUGUAGGUUGAUGUUUUUAUAUGUGGUGUGUUAGGUUUUUUCUAAUGGGUUUGUUUCUUAUAACCGAAGAACAAACUGUGCCUGAGAUGUGUAGCGAUGAACUCACACUCUCCUUAGCACCUUGCUGUUGUACAUUUUAUACUCCAUUUUAACACUGUGCAAAAUGGUCUGAUCAACAAACAUCAAAAAAAUUAAAUAAAGAAAUUGAAAAAAACAAUAAAUGAAA